Clunio marinus is the source of this 198-nucleotide messenger RNA. NCBI's taxonomy places the organism in Eukaryota, Metazoa, Arthropoda, Insecta, Diptera, Chironomidae. The record is from the annotation of a GenBank genome assembly.
AUGGCACUCGUAAAUUCUAACAGGGAAAAUAAGCACAUAAUCAAACAACAAGCAAGAAACGCAUAUCUCACACUUUGUCGAUGUUUUAUGAAUAAAAAAGCAGUGUGCAUGGGUGGUAAAGCGUCGACAGUGUCGAAACAAACAAACAGAGAAAGUUACGAGAGCUCAGAAUUUUUAUUCGAAAAGGCGCUAACAUAA